Echinococcus granulosus is the source of this 459-nucleotide messenger RNA. Its product is annotated as Mitochondrial 28S ribosomal protein S32 (S32mt). The transcript is spliced from 4 exons. Lineage: Eukaryota; Metazoa; Platyhelminthes; Cestoda; Cyclophyllidea; Taeniidae. Bases 1 to 459 code for a protein of 152 amino acids. The record is from RefSeq and is a predicted model, not a curated record.
AUGCUUUUUUGUACACUAAUCGGCAGAAUUGAUGUGCACUUAUAUUAUAAGGCAACUUCUGACCAAGUAGAUGUUUUAAGAGGUUGUAUUUAUUCCCGCAUCUUUGAGCCUCGAUGCUUGGGGAUGAACUUCAGCAGGCUACCAACGCGUCUGCUCUCGUGUCUAUCAGCAUUCAGCUCUCGUGCAAACAUUGUUUCUAGGGAUGGUGCCACGAUUAUUUGCUGGCAUCCAAGGCAGAACAUCCCCUAUGAGAAGACCAAGCCUAUCAUACGCGACUUAGAAAGAAUAAAACAACCUGAAUCGCCCCUGAAAGUCCAGUUUGAUCACACGAAAGAGCCAACCAUACGAGAAGUCGCAGCAGCUCUGUGCAAGUCUUCACGAACACUUAAGCCCAGACGGAAAGAGCGUUCCUUUAGCCCGUACUACUGGGAUGAUGAGAUAUUGCGGCGACGGUUGUGA